AUGAGGACUCUUCCAGAGACCUGUGACCAGGAGCUGAGAACAGGUGCAAAGAAAGAACAAUGCCUUCAGGGGAAAAGCCUACUUCUGUGUACACUUCUCAGUACUCUCCUUGGCUUUACACUGCUUAUCACCUACAUCAUGAUGACUUGUGGUCUAGGAUCCUGUGAUGCCGAGCUGGGUCUUACACUAUUGGCCAGACUCCUGAAUUCUAGGAAUGACACUGUAGACCCCUGUGAGGAUUUCUACAAAUAUGCCUGUGGCAGCUGGGAACGCAAACACUCAAGCAGAACCACAGAAGAAUCACUAAAUGUAUUUGAUGUGUUGUUGGAAGAAAACCAGUUGAUCCUGAAAAGCCUUUUAGAGGGCCCACAGUUUGGGAUAAGAGGCUCAGCUAAGGAGAAGGCAAUCCAGUUUUAUCGCUCCUGCAUGGAUACCCAACAGAUAGAAUCUCAAGGGAUUGAACCACUGAAGAACCUCCUAAAUCAGGUUGGUGGAUGGAAUAUCACAGGUGUGGGGAAAGCAAAAGAUUUUAAUGAAACUCUUCAAACUCUCAUGGGCAGAUACAACACCUUUCCCUUUUUCAGAGUCCAUGUGGGACCUAGUCCUUUUGACCUCAAGACCAAUAUUAUUCAGAUUGACCAUCCUGAGUUUGAGAUGCCACCUGAGAGUAAAUUCAAAGAGAAAAAUUAUCUUGAGGUUCUCCGUGUGUAUCUCUCAUAUUUGAAGAAGCUGGGGGGCCUACUUGGAGGGCCACAGGAUGGUCCCCCUGAUUCCUUUUCCCUUACCUUGUCCUUCAUCUCCAACCUCCAGCAAGUUGUCACCCCACUGCAGGAAAGACGGCAGAGGGGAAUGCUGUUCUUUCGCACUACCAUUAGGGAGCUACAGGAAAAGGCACCUGCUAUUGACUGGCUGUCAUGUCUCCAGGCUGUUUUCCAUCCUAUGCCAAUGAACCUCUCUCAGCCAAUUGUAGUGCAUGACAUGGAUUACUUAAAAGGCAUGUCACAGCUCAUCGAACAAUGGCAGAAGGAAAGGGUCCUUCACAUUUAUAUGAUUGUUUGUCUGGUUGGGACUCUCUCCCCAGCCCUUGACAGUCGAUUCCAAGAUGCACGCCUGGACCUAUCUAAGAUUCUGUAUGGAAAAAUGGGAUCUAGAAUGAUCCCAGCUGAGCGCUGGAGGAAGUGCUUGACUGAUACCAGUUCUUUCUUUGAGCCAGUUCUAGCGCAGAUGAUUGUGCAAGAAAUUUUCCCUCAGCAGACCAAGGAACUAGCUGAGCAGAUGUUCUCUGAGAUCCAAGAUGCCCUCUAUGGCCAACUGGAUCAUUUUGAGUGGAUGGAUGAACAGACUCGCCAAGAGGCUAAAGUCUUGGUUUCCAAACUACAAGUAGAGAUCGGCUAUCCAGCUCACAUACUCCAGACUGCCAAAGUGAACCUGGAAUAUCAGAAUUUGGAGAUAAAUGAAGACAGUUUUUUCCUCAAUGUGGUGGCUUGCUUGAAAGUACUGAGGGAAAAUUCCUACUUGAAACUCCUUCAACAUCACUCACAGGAUAACUGGCAUGUGUCCCCCUGGACUGUGCAUUCAUACUACUCAAUAAGGCACAACAUGGUGGUCUUUCCUGCUGGAAUGUUCCGCAGCCCUUUUUUCCACAUGGAGUUUCCCAGUGCUGUGAACUUUGGAGCCAUCGGGUUCUUCAUGGCGCAUGAACUUCUUCACGUAUUCUAUGGUUAUGUGCUGCCUGGAGGAUGCCCUACAUGCAACGGGAGUGCACUACAGAAGUCUAUAGACUGCUUGGUUGAACAGUAUGAAAGCUAUGACUUUAAGGUCAAUGGUACUUUUACACUCUUGGAGAAUACAGCUGACACUGGAGGGCUCGCCAUUGCUUACCAGGCCUAUAAGAAUUGGCUGAAAAAGCACAAAGAAGAGAAGGAUUUACCUAAGACUGGACUUUCACGUGACCAGCUUUUCUACCUCAGUUUUGCUCAUGCAAUGUGUGGACACCAGGAUCCUGAGAAACUAGAGUUGUCUCUGAACACAGAUCCGCACAGUCCCUUGCCACUUCGUGUCUGUGGGCCUGUCAGCAAUAGCCAGGACUUUGCUAAGCACUUCCACUGUUCCAGUGGAUCGCCAAUGAAUCCAGAAAACAAGUGCCACAUCUGGUAAUCUGCAUGGAAAAGGAGGAAGAGAGAUACGACCCCAGGGAGAGGAAGGCCUGAUCCAUGAAAGUAUGACCAUCUUCUCAGGGCCCCUAGGGUGACAUGGCGCUCUCAUUCACUCCUCUACCUUCCUUUUCUUGUUAUCUUUUCCUCAGCAGUUGAUGGUAGCAAAAUUCUUAAACUGAGCUCAUAAGGGAAGAGGGUCUCCUCCUACUGCUCUCAGCACUCUGUCCCAGAUGCGAGUUUGGCAAGUUCCAAGGUAGCAAGAUGACUGGCCAGUCUCUAGUAGGCAAGAACUUCUGAGGAGUUGUAAACAGAAGGACUGUUACAAUAUUAGUCCCUCUGGUCAGUGCACUUCCCUGUCUACU
Molecule: messenger RNA, 2518 nt
Organism: Balearica regulorum gibbericeps (East African grey crowned-crane)
Lineage: Eukaryota; Metazoa; Chordata; Aves; Gruiformes; Gruidae
Gene: KEL
Product: Kell metallo-endopeptidase (Kell blood group)
Biological process (GO): protein processing
Cellular component (GO): plasma membrane
Molecular function (GO): metalloendopeptidase activity
Source: RefSeq, a predicted model, not a curated record